AUGGGAAAGCGAAAGUCAUCCUCCAGGAAGCCCAUGGGGCCGAAAAGGGCUGAUCCCUUGCCAACCACGUUCACAUGCCUCUUCUGCAACCACGAGAAGUCAGUCACUGUCAAGCUGGACAAGAGAGCCGGUGUUGGUCAGCUAGACUGCCGCAUCUGUGGGCAGAAGUUCCAGUGUGCCGUCAAUUAUCUCUCGGCCGCGGUUGACGUCUACGGAGAAUGGGUUGAUGCUGCCGAGGCUGUUGCGAAACAAGACGCUGGAGAGGGCAACACCGCCAAAUCAUUCGGCGCUCGAAGGCCCUUGGAGAAAUCUACCGUUGACGAGCACGAAGAAAGCGACCUGCACGAUGACUAUUGA
Molecule: messenger RNA, 357 nt
Organism: Trichoderma reesei QM6a
Lineage: Eukaryota; Fungi; Ascomycota; Sordariomycetes; Hypocreales; Hypocreaceae
Exons: 4
Coding region: 1-357 (118 amino acids)
Biological process (GO): transcription elongation by RNA polymerase II
Cellular component (GO): transcription elongation factor complex
Molecular function (GO): RNA polymerase II complex binding
Source: RefSeq, a predicted model, not a curated record